Molecule: messenger RNA, 2769 nt
Organism: Paramacrobiotus metropolitanus
Lineage: Eukaryota; Metazoa; Tardigrada; Eutardigrada; Parachela; Macrobiotidae
Product: piwi-like protein 1
Exons: 19
Coding region: 191-2542 (783 amino acids)
Biological process (GO): regulatory ncRNA-mediated gene silencing
Cellular component (GO): P granule
Molecular function (GO): protein binding; piRNA binding
Source: RefSeq, a predicted model, not a curated record
UGAGUUUUCUAGACGAUAAUUUCAUAAAAUAAUAUAAUAAUUUUAAUAUAGAUUCUUUAAUUUUGCAUUUUCGACUUAUUUAGGGAUCUCGAUUCCGUGCGCCGUGGCCCGUGGGGGCUGCAUCGCACCUGGUUGCAGCGCAGCAUUUUGGGAUAAGGGAGUUCCAAAAUCGCUUUUCCAGAGGGAAGUCAUGGCAGCUAAUAAGCAGGGAAAUGGCUGGUACUCGGUGGAGUUGUACUGCAACUGUAUCGAUGUAACACUGGGCGCGAAGGGCGUCAUCUACCAGGUGGACUUCGAUCCGCAGCCCGGCAAUCGCUCCCAGCGCUUCGGCAUCAUGCACCGCUGGGCCGACAAAAAACAGAUGGUUGAGAACUCCUACAUCUUCGACGGCGGCAGUGUUCUGUACGUCGGCCCAUCCGCUGCCGAAUUAAUAACCGAGGAGUGCGAAGAUGCGGUGGAGUUCAAUCAGCAGGAUAUGAAGGUGCGCAUGCGGCGCACGGCAAAUCUGGACGCGCAGAAUCCGCAGGUGCUCGUCAUCCUCAAUUCCCAGUUGAACCGAUUCCAGGAGCACGAUUUGAAGAUGGUCCGCAUUCAGGAUAACUGCUACGAUCCGGCUGGUAAAUUGGAACCGGAAGGUUACCAGAAACGCCUGGAAAUCUGGCCGGGCUUUGAGACUUCCAUUGGGAUUUUCGAGCAGAAUCGCGUCUUGAUGAGCGUCGAUCAGCGCUUCCGCAUUAUUCGACAAAGCGCUCGCGAUGCGAUGCUGGAGGCGUGGAAAAGUGCGGCAGAACCGAUAUCUGGAAAGAAAAAUACUUUGAGAAAUAUUCGUAAAGAAGUGGACCUGUUAAUCGUUGGCCAAAAAGUCCUCGCGAUGUACAAUCACAAAUUGUACACAGUACAAUAUGUCAUGUGGACAAACUCUGCGGGCGGGUUUUUCGCGUACACACCCCGUGGCACCGAUAAAUCGAAGCAAAAGAAAAUCUCCUUCGUCGAUUAUUUUUGCCAUCGCUACCAUAUGAACGUGACCGAUCACGAUCAGCCGUUGCUGGUCGUGUUGCCGGCCAACAAGGCCAUGCGUUGCCGCGGCACGGAGAUUCUACUGGUGCCGGAACUGUGUCGCCUGACUGGAUACACUGACCAGAUCCGCGCUGAUUUCCGCAUAAUGCAGGCAGUGUCGAAGCACACCAAGCUGGAUCCCGAUCGCCGCAAGAACGCCACGGAGGUCUUUAUCCGCAAGCUGAUUGACAAUGAGAAUGUGCAGAAGGAGCUGAAGCUGUGGGACGUGCAGUACGGCAAGGAACUGGUGAAAUUCUCGUCCCGCUGUCUGCUACCGCAACGGCUGUCCCAGGGAGAACACAAAUACUUUUAUGAUCCUAUUAAGGCCGACUGGAGCACGCACAUGAAAAACAUUCCAUUCCAGACGGCCGUGGUGCUGGAAGGAAACUGGCUUGUGCUGACCACACAGCCUAACCUGGGCAUAACGAAUGAAUUUAUACGCCAGAUUAUUCAGGUCGCUGUGCCGACGGGGAUGGUUGUCCUGCAUCCGAGAGUGGAAAUUGUGGCUGAUGUGUCUCGCUCCUACAUUAAGCGAAUAAAGGAAUUGUAUCAUCCGGGCUUAAAACUGAUUAUGGCGGUGUUUUCCAAUCCCACAAAGGACCGUUACGACGCAUUUAAACAAUUAUGUUGCCGUCGACAUUGCGCUUCCCAAGUCAUUCUGGCAAAGACGAUCAGCGGCGCCCCCGGAAAGAUCAAGAGCGUGGCCACCAAAGUGUGCAUGCAGCUGAACGCCAAGCUCGGCGGCGACAUCUGGACGAUGCAUUUCCCGCUUCAGACUGCAAUGGUCAUCGGGAUUGGCAGUCAAAUCGAUCGUAGAAUGCAGAAAAUUGUGGUGACGGCCGCGGCGGCCUGGAACGUGGGAUUCUCCAAGUACUAUAAUUGUGCGGUCUAUGUGGACGAUGACGAUGAGAUGUUAACUUGUGUUCCGCAACUCAUAAAGGAAUGUCUCCAUUAUUUUUACGCAAAACGACACAAUUUUCCUGCGAGUGUGUUUAUUUACCGUCACGGAAUAUCCGAGGGUCAGCUGGGCAAUAUUAAGGAGAUAGAACUGGCCGGUGUGCGCAAUCUCACCAAUGGCCUGUCUUGGGACAGAAAGAUUACGGUUACUUAUCUCCUUGUGAACGAGCGACCGAGCAUUCGCUUCUUUAAAAACGACAACGGUCGAAUUGAUAAUCCUCUGCCAGGGACGAUUGUGGACAGCAUCGUGACACGCGAAUCUCUCUACGACUUUUACGUCGUAUCACAGAGUGUGCGCGAGGGCACGGUGGCGCCGACAUACUACAACGUUAUCGACGACGAUUCCCAGCUGAAUCCGCAGCAUCUGCAACAGAUGACGUACAUGCUGUGCCACAUGUACUACAACUGCUCGGAAACUAUUCGCAUGCCGGCUCCCGUACAAUACGCUCGGAAACAUGCUAGGUUCAUUGCUAAGCAUCUGCACAAAAUCGCACCGGACCUCUUCCGCCAGUGCAUGUUUUACCUGUAACAGCUUAAUUUAAGAUUGCUGCAAAACAUUCUGCGAAUUACUUCUUUCGGAAUCAUUCUGCCAAAUCUAACCUUUCCAUAUCGUCGGUAUCUUCUUGACAUCUGUCUUCAUAGCCUUUUUUAUUUUCUGGUCAAUUAAUGCGGAAUAAUUGCCGGUGAUUUUUAUUAAUAUUUUUAUUUAUUUUAUUUGCCUGUUCAUGAGACUGUUCUAUAAAGUAGUGCGAAAUG